AUGGCCUCUGUGAAUAUAAAUGGCAGCAUUUUAUGCAAAAGGAGGACGAUUCCUUUGGUGGGUAAUUCAUCUCUUCCGUUUUUGCAACCGAGGUCCAGAGAUAUUCAAAGUUCCAUGAAUGAGGGAUUUAUCCGUCAAAGCUUAUUUAGAAAGGAAACCACUCCAUUUCCAAGGAAUGCAUCUCACAACAUGAGAGCCAAGAAAGAGAUCGUUACAGUCCCCAGGAGCAGUCCCUCAAACUCCACUGGCAGCACAGAAGAAUCUUCUGACCAGAUCAAGGUACCAUUUGGAUACUCGAGGAAGGAUGUUCUAUUGAUUGGACUUGGAGUGACUAUUGCUGGCUAUGGCCUAAAAACAGGACUGGAGUUCAUUGGAGUUGAUCCCUUACAGGCUGGGAAUGUUGUUCAGUUGGUCCUAGUCUUGGGUCUAACAGUGGGAUGGAUUUCAACAUACAUCUUUAGAGUAUCAAACAAGGAAAUGACAUAUGCUCAGCAAUUACGUGACUAUGAAGACAAAGUCAUGCAGAAGCGUUUGGAGGGCUUAACAGAGGCAGAGUUGGAAGCAUUGCUUGAACAAGUCGAGGAAGAAAAGAGACGCGUGACUAGUGGUGAGCAAAUUAACUAA
This is a messenger RNA of Ilex paraguariensis (yerba mate), 624 nucleotides long. The record is from the annotation of a GenBank genome assembly. NCBI's taxonomy places the organism in Eukaryota, Viridiplantae, Streptophyta, Magnoliopsida, Aquifoliales, Aquifoliaceae.